GUUACAACAGCCAGCUGCACUGACUGACUGGGAGUAAGAAUGUCACCACCGGAAAGAUGGGAGGGCUACAGAGCACUUGGAAAAGUGAUUCCAGGAACAAGAUUAAUAACAUUUAAAGUACCUUUAAAAAAGGAAUUGUGUGAAAAACUUCCAGAAGAGGAAAAAUUUACCCCAAGAAGUUUGGUUUCCAUGGUAAAAAACCUUGGAUGUCAGUUAGGAAUGGUGGUAGAUCUUACAUUCACGACAAAAUACUACAGUGCACGGGAUAUGGAACACCAGGGUAUCAGAUAUGAAAAGAUUUUUACAGAGGGCCAUAAUGUUCCGAGUGAUGAUGUAGUAUACAGGUUUUUUGAUACACUUGAAAGCUUUUAUGAGACAAAUAAAGAUAAUGAUCAGCUGGUAGGCGUACAUUGUACACACGGAGUUAACAGGACAGGUUACGUGGUCUGUAGAUACAUGAUCGAGAGACUCGGGUUUGAACCAGACAAAGCUAUGACAGUUUACCAUGAAGCAAGAGGGUACCCAGUAGAAAGAGAAAACUACAUUGAAGACUUAAGAAACAGACAACUAAACCAUGAAUACAAGUAUGAAGGUAGAGAAAAACUUCCCAUGAGAAAAAUUACACAGGGUUGGAGACGUGAACGACACCAUAAUGGCAGGCAAAGAAACCAUGAAAAGGACUUUCCUCACAAUAGUCACCAUCAGAAUAACCAGCAUCAAGACUCACAUGAAAUGUAUGGUGAUCAAACUUGGCCUCAACAGCAUCAGGAAUUGGAAUGGAGAAGAGACAAAGGUCACAUGGAUCAUUACCAUGGAGACCAACAACACUGGGAUGGCAGGAGAUAUCAAAAUGGUAGGAGAGAUUACAGAUAUCAAAACAGGGAUGGAGGGAGACAAAAUUAUCACAAUAACGACUGGAGAUACAAUGGUCCGAGAUAUCACCAACAUCAAAACAAUGGGCAUCAGCACCCUCCUCAAGAUAAUUAUUUCAGGCAGGGUUAUAGGAAUGGCUACAAUGAUGAAAGGUUUGAUUAUCACUCCAGACAGAGCAGGCAUCAUGGACACUAUCAGGGUGGUGGAUCCUAUAGAAAUCAGAGGGGUGGACAAUAUAAAUCAAGGAAUGAUAGAUCUUCUGAUCAAUGGGAGACAGAAAAUCGACCACAAGUCAGAAAAAGACAUGAUUCUAGUGAGGUGAGAAGUGGAUCUCAAAAUUACAAACGUCAGUGUUCUAAAAAAGAUGAAAAGGCACACAACCAAUGUGAACAAAUGUUAAUAUCAGAUUCCUGUAGUUCAGUGUUAGAGAAUAAUGACACAGCCAGGUCAGCACAUGCAGGGGACACCAAAGAUAAAACCUCUCCUGAGUCUACAUCCAAGGGCAGUUCAGGACAAUGUUCAAAGAAAGGGAGGCUAAGAGAUAAAAAGACGGAUAAAGAACUGCAGAAUUCUGCAGAGAGAGGACUGGCAAUAUCACAUGAUCACUAAUAAUGACAGUGUUUAAAGUGAAAAGUCGAACCUUAAUGAUACAA
This is a messenger RNA of Saccostrea cuccullata (small rock oyster), 1526 nucleotides long. Its product is annotated as RNA/RNP complex-1-interacting phosphatase-like. Bases 40 to 1482 code for a protein of 480 amino acids. The transcript has 9 exons. Gene Ontology annotation, molecular function: protein tyrosine/serine/threonine phosphatase activity; polynucleotide 5'-phosphatase activity. NCBI's taxonomy places the organism in Eukaryota, Metazoa, Mollusca, Bivalvia, Ostreida, Ostreidae. The record is from RefSeq and is a predicted model, not a curated record. Gene Ontology annotation, biological process: dephosphorylation.